UUAAUUUUUUUACAGCCACCAGCUGGAAAUCAGAGCACAAGUUGCCAAUGCUUUCCUGGCCAAGUUCCAGUUGACUCCGGAGGAAAUGAACACUCUGCGAGGAGCCAGAGAUGGACCAAUCACUGAGGACUUUUUCAAAGCGCUGGGACGAGUGAAGCAGAUUCACAGCGAUGUCAAAAUCCUGCUGCGAACCAACCAGCAGACAGCAGGCCUUGAAAUUAUGGAACAGAUGGCACUUCUUCAGGAGACAUCUUAUGAACAGCUUUAUCGAUGGGCACAAAAUGAAUGCCGAGCACUGACCCAAGAGUCAUGUGACAUCGCUCCAGUGCUGACCCAGGCCCUGGAGGCACUACAGGACAGGCCGGUCUUGUACAAGUACACCUUGGAUGAGUUUGGGACUGCCAGGAGGUGCGCUGUGGUCCGUGGGUUUAUUGAUGCCCUGACCAGAGGAGGUCCUGGGGGAACACCCCGUCCCAUUGAGAUGCACUCGCAUGACCCAAUGAGGUAUGUUGGUGAUAUGUUGGCUUGGUUACAUCAAGCAACUGCCUCAGAAAAGGAACACCUAGAAGCUAUAUUGAAGCAGGUUACUAUGCAAGGUGUGGAAGAAAAUAUGCAGGAGGUGGUUGGGCACAUCACAGAAGGAGUGUGCAGGCCACUCAAGGUCCGAAUUGAGCAGGUGAUAGUGGCUGAACCAGGUGCUGUCUUGCUAUACAAAUUGUCCAAUCUGCUCAAGUUUUACCACCACACUAUCAGUGGGAUUGUAGGCACCAGUGCAGCGACUCUUCUAACAACCAUUGAGGAAAUGCACAUCCUGAGCAAGAAGAUGUUCUUCAAUAGCCUGGGCCUUCAUGCUAGCAAAUUAAUGGACAAGAUUGAACUCCCACCCCCAGACCUGGGACCAACAUCAUCUUUAAACCAAACCCUGUCUUUACUACGUGAGGUGCUGGCAUCCCAUGAUUCUUCAGUAGUGCCACUGGAUGCAAGACAGGCUGACUUUGCACAGGUCCUGUCCUGUAUCCUUGACCCACUGUUACAGCUUUGCACUGUUUCUGCCAGCAACCUGGGUACAGUGGAUAUGGCCACCUAUAUGGUAAACUCCCUCUACAUGAUGAAGACCACACUUGCACUCUUUGAGUUUACAGACAAAAGGCUGGAAAUGCUGGAGUUCCAGAUUGAAGCCCAUCUAGACACUUUAAUAAAUGACCAAGCUUCCUAUGUGCUGACAAAGUCAGGCUUGAGCUAUAUAUACAGCUGUGUGCAGCAGCACAAACCCGAACAGGGGCCUUUAGCAAACAUUCCCAGCAUGGAUAGCUCCUCUCUAAAGGCUGCUAUGGUUCAGUUCGAUCGUUACCUGUCCUCUCCAGAUUCUUUGGUGAUGGCACAGUUGAAUUUCCUCCUAAGUGCGACACUUAAAGAGCAGAUAUUUAAGAAGUCCACAGAGCUGGUUUGUAGAGCCUACACUGAAAUCUACACUGCUGUGAUGAACCCAGUCAACCAGUACAAGGAACCAGGAGCCAUUCUUCACAGGUCUUCCCAGCAAGUGCACUCUCUGCUUUCUUAGACCACACCUCCUGGACUGGGGAUGCACUUUGAGAUAAAAUAUGUGUAAAUGAUGUGCUUUACAUACUUUUUCCUGUGUAUCUGUCAGAAACAUCUGUACCCUCCUUUUAUGAAAAACAAGAGAGUAAAUUAUUCAAUUACAUUUUGGUUAUGGGCUUCGUUUUUCAAAGUUGUUUGGGGGGGAAAUCAUUUUUCAACUAAAUAUCUCUUGCUUUAUACUUGCAUACAGUUUGGUAUCACUAACGACACAAUAAAUUAAUGAACUAAAUUCCACAAAAAUAAAUAAAGAAAAUAUGUUCUGAAACGCAUCGGCUGCUUUUCUCCAGUUUUCUAAGCAAUAUUAUAUAUGUAUUUCCUUUUAUGUGAUAAUUAAGUUACAUUUGGAGACGGUUGGUAAAAGGCCCAGUCAGGGUCUUUGUGUGUGUUUUGCUCAGACAAUGAAGCUUUCAUUUUUGGCUGGACCAACAGUCACGCCAGUAUCUAAUAUUGGAUAAAAUGCCUGCCAGCCUUGAAUCACCAGCUAUAUUUAAGGAGCAAUUUUAAAAAAAAGAAGAUAUUCAGCACUGUUCAGUGCUAUUUAUAGAACCCUCACAUAUGCCAGUGAUAAUUUCAGUUGCUGUUCAGUUUAAUGCACUACUCUGUAUUUUUUAAUAUACUCUCUUCAAAGCAACCUCCUUUUUCUUAGUUUAACAAUCUUGCCUUAAAGUUGAAAGAUUAUAUUUCAAAUUACUAAAUGGAGUUGACUUGAAAGCUAGAACAUUUGUGGUUGUGUCAUUCAUGUAAAAAUGUUUUUACAUUUCAGAAGAUUUUAUAUUUAUUAUUGUAAGAAAUGCAUGGUCUAUUAGACUGCCCACA
Molecule: messenger RNA, 2415 nt
Organism: Polyodon spathula (Mississippi paddlefish)
Lineage: Eukaryota; Metazoa; Chordata; Actinopteri; Acipenseriformes; Polyodontidae
Gene: cog6
Product: component of oligomeric golgi complex 6
Exons: 15
Coding region: 86-1561 (491 amino acids)
Biological process (GO): intra-Golgi vesicle-mediated transport
Cellular component (GO): COG complex
Source: RefSeq, a predicted model, not a curated record